AUGGCGUCCAGAGACCAUACUUUCCAUUUUCCCAUAGUUGAGGUGACCGUUACCCUUCAGGAUGUAGAGGUCAUUCUAGGCCUUAAGGUGGAUGGGGAGCCGGUUACUGGACCUGAGGUCAAGCCUGAGAAUAAGUCAUGGGGUCCAUAUUUGUUGUGGUUGUUCGGAUUUUGCCUCAGUGAGGCCCAUGUGGCAGACGGAAAACUCUAUCUCACUGAUCUGUACGCUCACUUGAAUAAUGCCAUAUCUUCGACGGCAUCAAUGGAGGAACACCUACAGCGGGUCCGUUGUCUAGUGCCAUGUAUGUUAGGAGGUUUACUGUUCCCUGACUCAAAUAGGGAUAGUAUCCCGUUUCUUUUGGUAGGCCCACUAGAAGACGUUGAGAGUUGA
Messenger RNA from Oldenlandia corymbosa var. corymbosa, 390 nucleotides. The record is from the annotation of a GenBank genome assembly. Lineage: Eukaryota; Viridiplantae; Streptophyta; Magnoliopsida; Gentianales; Rubiaceae.